Molecule: messenger RNA, 2940 nt
Organism: Alternaria atra
Lineage: Eukaryota; Fungi; Ascomycota; Dothideomycetes; Pleosporales; Pleosporaceae
Exons: 2
Coding region: 1-2940 (979 amino acids)
Source: RefSeq, a predicted model, not a curated record
AUGUCGUUCGCAUACAAGGUGGACGAACUGCUUGCACUUCGCGACUCGGUGUCGGAAUCAGCCGUGUCGAUAGAGAAGUUUCCAGAUGAAGAUGCGAUUAGAGAACACGUCCUGCGUCCAUCUGCGUCCGCAUCGGCUCAUCUGUCCAGCAGAGCAUCGAAUAGAAGCUUGCGUGUACCCACUCCGGCGGCCCUCGUUCCUUUCGGUCCUCAGAAGCGCCCUUCACCUACACCGUCGAUCAAGCGGGGCAAAGCAGAAAAGCUUCUCAAGGAACAUGGAAGUCCACCCGGUUUACGAGUAACCGCAGGUGGCCGUAUAGUUCCCAGCGACCUUCAACCGCUCGGCACGUCCCGAUACGGCGACACUACUUACAGACCACAACCACCAUUGCGCGUCGCACCGGGCAACAUCAUGCAAACGCAAACUCAGUCAAACGGCAACAACACCGCUCGCGUUGAGGUAGUCGGCGGUCAGCCAGUCAUUUUCGUUGGCGAUCGCAUGUUUGCACUGCCAGCAGUCAACGCGACUAACUCCACGAUGCCUCCUACUGGCCCCGCUGCUAUGGAUCCCAUGGCCAAGCAUAUGCUGGACGCAUCUACAAUGUCUGCUCAUGGCACUCAAUCGGGACCCGCCUUUGGGCCACCACGCUCCAGUACCCAUACACCAUUUGCUGGUCUGGACCUUCCCACACUUAAGACGCAACAAGCCCUGAAGAAACACGAGCUCCGAACUGUAGAGCAGACCGAGGUACUGCAAGCCGGCCAUCAGAGUGAGGCAUGGCGUGCAGGGAUGAUCGAGAAGAAACGGUGCCUCAUCGUCGAGCUCGAUGCACUCCGAAAGCAGAUAACAGCCUUGGAAUCGGACGGCAGUACGACUCAGCAUGGCGCCUUUCCUAGAGCGAAUGGUAUAGGCUCAGCAUCUAUACCGCCUGGCGGACCGCAAUUCCAACACCCGUUUGCUCCCGCAAUGUACCCAUACGCGGCGCCGUAUUCAUCUAUGCCGAUGUUUCAGCCACAACCUCAACCUUUUAGUACCUUACCCAGCUUCUCUACGGAGCCAGCACCUUAUGUCCCAGCCGCGUCAAACCCACCCCAUUCUCCUCCAGGCUCCGCCAGCCGUCGUUCUAAGGCUAUUGAGAUCAAGCCACCUCCUCCCGAGGAAGUCAAGCGGGGUUCUGCCUUGAACCCAAAGAGCCCCACAUAUGAGCCCGCUACCAAGUCCAAGAUUGCACAAGGCGCUGUACCGCCCACUCCUUCACCGGAGAAGUGUUCUCUCUGGGAAGCGCAACAGAUGUCAGAACCAGGCAAGCACGGUCGCCGUGUAUCCUCGCAGAAGCAUAGUCUGUCUAGCGUCGAUACCAUGGACUUCUUCCCCACAAACACACACGAACAUUCCUCAACACGAGUGGCACCACAGGUCAAGGAGACGGAGCAGUCGUCCAAUGAGAAUACGGCUGUUCCGUCUACGCCUGAGAAGCACUGGCCUGCUAGUCCUUGGAACGAAGGCGACUCAGGUCGUUCCAGGAAUAACGAUCUUACGCCAAAGCUCACCUCGUGGCCUGAGGCAUUCGGCAAACAACCUUCCCUAACUUCCAUACAACAAACCGCUUCCGAACAGCCCUUCUCCACCAUGGUAAAGCAAGCUCCUGCAAUGGGUGCUAACAUGUCGACUUCUGCUUCGAGCAGCGUCAUGACGCCGCAGAUCCACUAUGACCAGCGUACUGGCUCAGAUGAAAACUGGCCGUUCCAUGGUAAGCCUGUAGCACAUGUUCCGUCCACAUACCAGGAAGGUUACCAGGCUGGUUACGAACAUGUUGGCAUUCCCGAUAGUCCCGAGGUUCUGCAAGGCUACAUCCAGGGUCUUCUGCAUUUCCUCACAGACGAGUCAAAGAAGCGCCAGGCUGAGUAUCAGCGUGGUGCCAACUCUAGGACACCUUCGCUACGAGCGCUCGUCGCCGGAUCUUUGCCUCAAGACUCUGCUGUCAGCAUGACCUUCAAACGCAAUAGCACCAACGGAGGCCAAGAGAAUGUUCGCUCGGCGAAGAACAAUCCGCCAGAUGAUGUCCGUCGCGACUCGGGGUAUGAUCAACAAGGAAAUGUUAAGGACAUUCCAGUUCAGUACAUAGUUCGCAACGAGGUUGCCCAAGAACGCCAUCGUGUCGCCUCUGCCGCACAGUACCUUAAGCCCCCGGUAAUGUUUCCCCAGAGGAUGGUUUCAGGCUAUCGACAAGCUGUGUUCCCAAGCAUCGAGGACGAUAUGAACAGAGGCAUACAAGACAAAAGUAUUGCAUCCCGAUCAGAGAUGAUUUCGAAUGGUGGUGUGUCCCACCAGCCUUUCGGCAACCAAAUCCAGAAUCGCACCUACAGUACAUCGUUGAACAUGCAACGCUUCUACCCAACGCCCAAGGAACUGGGUCCGAGCGAACUUGGCGGCUACGGCGCGCCUGCUCCUCGGCACUUUGAUAACCACCGUAUGUCAGGAUUGGAUGGCGCCAUGGACGAUUUAUCAGAGAUGAUCAACGAUACGCACAUUGACGAGCGUCGUUCUUCUGUUGCAGUGGGCAACCGUUCGGCUGAAGCACCUACCUCCAUGGAUUAUGAGGAGGGCAACGCAAGUUGCUUCAAAGUCUCCAGCAGUAGCAAGGGCAAGCAAAAGGCGACAUCUUCUCCAGCAAAGGGCAUGGAUGCUGAGCGUGAUACUGCCGCAUCUUCACCCGCCAACCCACCCAGCUCACCCAAGAAGUCUGGAGAGCAUUCACCCGCAAAGGCGAAGCUCGAACAGGUGACCAACAAGUUCCGACGCAGCAAGAAAGACGAUCCUCGAACCAUGUCUCCAGACGAAAGGAAGACACGUUCGGACAAGUGGCGACAGCGCUUCCGUGAACUCAAGAGGACCGAGAUCGAAGAGAUAGAGGCGCAUCGUGGUAACUCGCGUGCCUGA